Molecule: messenger RNA, 13441 nt
Organism: Schistosoma haematobium
Lineage: Eukaryota; Metazoa; Platyhelminthes; Trematoda; Strigeidida; Schistosomatidae
Product: Zinc finger, CCHC domain-containing protein, variant 2
Exons: 5
Coding region: 117-632 (171 amino acids)
Cellular component (GO): cytosol
Molecular function (GO): poly(A) RNA polymerase activity
Source: RefSeq, a predicted model, not a curated record
GGCGCCGUAACCUUGAAAUCUCUAAGGCGCUUCUGAUUGGCUAGUCCAUAAAUUAGAGUCUUGCCGAGAUAAUUGCUACUGCAUGCUUCUCUUAAUAUCAUACUUAAAGAUUAGUAAUGUUCAAGAAAAAUAAAAUUAGUAAAACUCAAGUCAAUAAAUCAGUGAACUUACCCAUAUCAAAUAUACCAGUUUGUAGUAAUGAAUCGAAAAUGAUCAAUCACAGAAAUUGUGUACCUGAUGGAACUCCUCUGUCUGUUGCAUCAUUUCAACCAAAUGCAAAGCCAUUUAUAACCAGUUCAUCAUUUAUUCCUACUAGUUCCACAUUGUCCUGUUCAUUGUAUAUGGAAAACUUGUCAGUAAAAAUUUGGGAAUUAUAUAGUAGCACAAGACAAAGUCCUUUAAAAUAUGAAAAGAAAGUUCGUCUACUUAAUGCUUUACAUAUGGUUGUAUCAGGAGUGUUCGAAAAUGCUGGCCUGUAUAUUGUUGGCUCUUCAAUAAAUGGUUUCGGUUCAAAUCAAAGUGAUAUGGAUAUGUGUUUACUUGUAACAUCACGCGAUUUACAUCAGAAAAGUGAAGCAACGUUUAUAUUAAGUCGACUUUUACAAUCAUUAAGAAAAUGUCGUAAGUUUUAAUUAUAUUGCAAUUACUAUUACUACUACUAAUACUACUACUAAAAGCCACUACAACACCGUGUAAAAGAUAUUGCUCGCAUCAUCUGGGAUCACCGGGUAAGUAAUAGUGAGAUCAGACGGAGGCUACUAAAGAAUGAUGGUAAAUCAGUUGAUGAGGCUGUGAAUCUUCAUCGACUGAGAUGGUUGGGCCACAUGCUACGUAUGCCUGAACACCGAUUACCACGAUGCGCAAUGCUGACUAGUGUUGGGGAUGGUUGAAAGAAAGUUAGGUGUCCAAACGAUAAUGUAGCAUCAGUGCUUGAAGUCACUAACUUCUGGUUUGAGCCAUGUUGAUAGAUGCAGACUACUUGGUGUCCGCGUGACUAUUGUAACCAAUGGUUGGAUACCCUUGAUGACGUGGCCCAGAAUCGAUCAUAAUAGCGUAAGUGUGUACACUCUUUGUCUUCCCUUGAACCGUAAGAUUAAAGUUGCUUUAUACUAUCAUUUCUACAAAAUGCCCUGGUAUGGCCGGGAGUGGGGUGGGUUCGCCCUCCUCGAAAUGCUCUCAUACGGCCACGCGUAUACAGCCUCUGCCAGGGAAGUCCUACUCAUUGCCUUCUCACAAAAGGGGUGUUGUUUACAAAAAUGAGAGGACGAAAAGCGAAUGUUCGACGCUUUAACCGGAUCCCAAACCAAUGGUGCAAAUGGGCUCCAGUAUCCUGCGGGGACAAAUGGCGUAUGAACCAAUUGUUGGUCACCGGCUACCAUGGGACUGCAUCUCCUCACGAUGUUCCACUGCCUUGUGGAUCAGACCUUCAGGUCAAAGGCUCGGGGUGUGGCCCCCUAAGAAAACCACCUGCUUCGGUUUGGGCACCCGGGCAGUAUCAGCCCACACACACAAAUAUGGUGUGGCGCAUAUGUAUUUGGUGCCCUCUUGUACUGAUAUUUAUGUGUUGAAAUAAUAAUAAUAAUUCUACGAAAUAAUUAUUUCUUCCUGUACUAUAUCUUUAGACACAACCUUUGGUUUGUAUAUAACUACCAAUGAAGUAACUACUUCUAUGAAUUUCUUGCUCAUCUCGUUGUGGUAAUGCGGUAUGGCAACUUGGACCGAUGCAUAUAUGUGCCUGGUCCUACUUUGUAGCUGACUGACGGAGAUAGUUUUGAAUUUGUUGAAAGAAUUAAAAUUUUGAAGGUGAACAAGAAAUUCAUGAUAAUACUUGAUAUAUCUUUAUUUAGAACGUACCUUUCAUAGAAAUGGUUGAUUUCAUAUAUGGUUAGUUACAAAUUCGAGAAAUGGGGAUUGACAUUCGAGUUUCCUCUUUAAGGUAAUUAAUACUCAGAUAUACUAUGAAUGUGUAUUUGUUGUUUAAUAAAGAACUCUACAGACAAUGUGAAGGUAUCGCUAUGGGAUCACCAUUAAAUCCAGUUCUAGCUUAUUUCUUUCUGACAAAAUUAGAAAACAGUCAUCUAAAAAGAGUGAUAGGCAAACUAGAAUUUUAUUUUCACUGCAUGAAUGAUACAUUUAUAGUCACAAAAAACAAUAGUGAAGCUCAGAGUUUACCAAAAUCAUUUAAUAGAGUCCACUAGGCAAUCACCUUCACAAUGGAAGAAGAAAAGUACAACACCAACUCCUUUCUAGAUGCCUUAUUGAAGAGAAGAGCUGGUAGAUUCAUAAGAAUAAGUGUUUAUCGUAACCUGACUACACAAAAAUAAUAUACACACUUUUCUCUUUACCUUCGUCCCAUCACACUAUAAGAGAAACUUAGUCAAGUGUUUAGCCCACAGAGACAAAAUUAUUUGUUUUGAGGAUAAUCUUGAAGAAGAAUUAAAGAUGUCAAAUUAUUAGUUGUAUUUUUUUGUGUGUAACUAUUAGACAAGUAGUUUAUGAUACUGUAAUAUUCUUCUAAUUGCAAUCUUUCGUUUGACGCAUAAUUUACUAUUGUAUAUUUCAUCUUUCUCACACUACUAUGAACUAACCUAUUGUUUAGUUUCCUUUUUAUUUGUGCUGUAAUUAUAAUCAGAAAUGCAAUUUCCUAUUCAUAUUACUCUGUGAUCAGGAAUUCACACUAUAUUAUUGUAUGUGUUAUGUAAUGGAACGGAUAUACAAUAUAGAGAUUUAUCAGUUUAGGGUUGUGGAGAUUAUUAUAUUUUUGAUCGAGACCAUCAAUCGAUUGAUGUUACACCAUCAUUGAAAACCUGGAAGCACUGGACGGCCGUUUCGUCCUCCUAAAACCCCUCAGCAGCGCGCACCAAUGAUCCCACUCGCGGGAUUCGAACCCCGAGGGUUUACGGUCUCGCACGCGAACGUCUAACCUCUAGACAACUAAGCUGGCCGGCAUCCAACGGUAUUAAUGUCUAACGUCGACCAAUCCGCGACCAUCUUCCAUUGUACAGAGGUUCGCGUUCGCGCGCAAGAUCGAAGGCCCUGGGUUCCCAUCCCGCGAGUGGGAUCGUGAGUAUGCACUGCUGAGGAGUCCCACAAUAGGACGAAACGGCCGUCCAGUGCCUCCAGGUUUUCAAUGGUGGUCUAAAUUGACGACAAUAUCUUUUAUGCAAUCACACAUUGAAUAUGAUGUUGUGAGUAGGCUAAAACAUCCUUGUGAUAUGGUAGAUCGUAUCUAAGCGAGGUUGAUGAGUUAAACGUGGUAUUGCGAGUAAAAAAUGUCCCCUUAGUUAAAUCACAUAUCUGAAUGGUAACUCUAUUUUCAACCCAAUCACACUUAAUGGAGAAGCUCUGGAUGAUGUGGAGACUUUCAUGUACCUGGUCAGCAUAAUAGACGUACAAGGAGGAUCGGAUGCAGACGUAAAGGCGAGGAUCGGCAAAGCAAAAGCCGCAUUCCUACAAUUGAGGAACAUAUGGAACUCAAAACAACUGUCUAUAAAUAUCAGAGUCACAAUCUUCAGUAUGAACAUCAAGACAGUUUUACUGGUACAACCAUCAUCAAGAAGGUACAAGUAUUUAUAAACACUUGUCUAUUCAAGAUACUCAAUUUCCUUUGGCCGGAUAUCAUCAACAACAUCUUAUUGUGGGAGAGGACAAUUCAGCUUCCAGUUGAAGAGGAGAUUAAGAAAAGACGUUGGAAGUAGAUAGGACAUAUAUUGCAGAAAUCACCAAACUGCAUUAUUAGGCAAGCGCCCAAUUGGAAUCCUGAAGGGAACCGGAAAAGAGGAGGGCCAAAGAACAUACUGCAUCGAGAAUUGGAAGCAGACAUGAAAAGGAAGAAUAGGAAUUGGAAAGGAUUGUCCAGAACAGAGUUGAAUGGAGAACGCAGGUGGGCGGCCUAUGCUCCUCCACGAGGGGUAACAGGCGUAAGUAAAGUAAAUUGACUCUCUAUUUUAACUCACCUUGAAUCUCUUACCUAAACCAUCACAAACUUGACUUUCUUAACCUUUUAAAACUCUCAACCCUAAUACUCUUAAGGUGACCAUAUCUCCGAAUUCUAUAUCUUCUCUGCAUACCAUUUUCUUAACACCAGCUUACAUAAGAGGACUCUUUUUUUCAAUAGUCUUACAUACUAUGAAUUUUCCACAAUCAUAUUAUCACCAAAAUUAACCGGAAUGAGGACUUUUAUCAAACUACUAAUAUCAGAUAAGUACUUACUUUACUUACGCCCGUUACUCCCAAUGGAGCAUAGACCGCCGACCAGUAUUCUUCAACCCACUUUGUUCUGGGCCUUCCUUUCUAGUUCUAUCCAAUUUUUGUUCAUUCUUUUCAUGUGUGUCUUCAUUUCUCAGCGUAAUGUGUUCUUUGGUCUCCCUCUUUUCAUUUGGUCUUGAGAAUUCCAAGUGAGGACUUGCCUUGUGACGCAGUUGAGUGCUUUCCUCAAUGUGUGUCCUAUCCACUUCCAGCGCUUCUUCCUAACUCGCUAAAAAAUGCACCAGAUAAGUAGGUUAAUCAUAACAAACUGCUAUGAAUUUAAGUUGGGUCGAUUUUUACCCUGUGCUAAUUGUUGUGUCCUUGACUGGAAAAUUAGAGAGCAGCGUGCUUAUCGAUCGAUUACAGUGACACGUAAACACGUACGGACGGCCUAGAGUCUCGAUUGGUCCCACUUCUCUGUCUUGCCCAGUCAGUUGAGUCCAGAACACAAGUCACAGCUUCGGAGAUAUGAAUCAUUAUAUUUCAAACAUACUUUGUUUAUAUACCAAUCAAGCAUAUCACAUCGUACCAUAAAAUAGAAAACAACAUUUUGUACAAUAUUCAACAAGUGAACAGAUAUCGACCAAUAGGAAAUGUCCAUUUAAAGUCCAAGGACACCAUUGGACUUAAUAUGAUAAUUAUUGGUCUAUUCCUCCGCAUCCACAACACAAACCAUUUAAAGAAUAAUCCCACCUAAAUUAAACACUUGCUAACUAACUACAUUCUGAAUUCUCUUAGUAUUGUUUGGCUUGUGUCUUCCCAUUGAGGUUUAAGACUGCAAUUGAUCAGUCUGUUAUUGGUAUAUGUGCAUACUGUGCGUAUGCCUCGACAUUACCUUAAUUCACAAGCUAUUUGUAAGCUCAGUAGCUGAGUGGAUAACGCGAUGGCGUUUGAAGCGAAUGGUACUGGGUUCGAGUCCCAGAGUGAACAUCAACUCUCUGAGAUGCAGGUACAUCCAGCUGACGUGUCCCAAAUAGGACAAAACGCGCGUCCUGGAUUCCACUGCUAGCCACUAUCCAUCAUUGCUUACAAAUAACUACAUUCUGAUUGAUCGAUUCCAUCAUUAUUAUUAUUUCUUAUUUCUAGACUAUUGGUAUAGUUUCCUUGUAAUUGAACAUUGACUUUCUGAUAACUGAAACAGAGUAAUGUUUCUAAUGCCCCCCCCAUGUACGUUUGAUUUCUUGUCAACUUUGUUCCUCUAAUAUAUUUUUUCUUUUUUAUCUUUUUUAUCAUCAUUCUAUAUUUGUGUAGGUUUCCUUUAUCAUUUCACCUUAAUUCGUGCUAAAGUUCCAAUUAUCAAAUUUUGUGAUAGAUAUACCGGUAUUGAUUGUGAUUUAAAUGUAAAUAAUGUAAAUGGAUUAUAUAAUACAUAUUUAUUAGCUAUGUAUGCAAAAAGUGAGUAAAAUUUCAAUGUUGAUAUUUCUACUUUUUUUGUUUAGUUAAACACAUAAACAUUGGUGUAACAAGUUUUUACUUACUUAGGCCCAAUGGAGCAUAGGCCACCGACCAGUAUUCUUCAACCCACUUUGUCUUGAGCCUUCUUUUCUAGUUCUAUCCAAUUGUUGUUCAUUCUUCUCAUAUCUGUCUCCAUUUCUCUGAAUAUUGUGUUCUUUGCUCUUCCUAUUCACUUUUGUUCUUGAGGAUUCCAAUUAAGGGCUUGCCUUGUGUUGCGAUCGGAUGCUUUUCUCCAUGUGUGUUCUGUCCACUUCCAGAGCUUCUUCAUGAUUUCUUCUUCCGUUGGAAUCUGGUUUGUUCUCUCCCACAGUAGGUUGCUAUUGAUCCCGUAGAAAACUAACUCGCUAAAAAACGCUAACCAUAAAAUAAUUUCAAACUAUUGGCACAACGAGGCACUAAAAAUAUACAUACACCACGCAAAUCACUGAAUUUACAUUUGAGUGGGAUAUACUACCCGGGUAACCAAACCGAAGCAGGUGGUUUUCUUAGAGAGCGCCACUCUCCCAGUCUUUGAACCAGAGGUCUAGUUCACUAAACAGUGGAUCAACAUUAAGGAAUAUGGUCUCGUGGUAGCUGGUGACCAUGAAUGGGUUCAUAAACCACUUUUUCCCUUUGGGAUGCUGGAGCCCAUGUUCACUAUUUGUUUGCAAUCAGGGUUCUUCAAUUUCCCUCUGUGCAGAUGCUCCGUACCCAACAAACCAGUUUAAACUCCAACCGGACAUUCUCUUUUCGUCUUCUCAAUUUCGUAAGCAACACUUCCAGCACGAGAAGUCAGUGAGGCUAUAUACGCGUGUUCACAUAGGAGCAUUUGGAGAGGAAGGGCUAACUCUCCAUGCCGGCCAUACCAGACCAUCAAGAGGAUGUUUAUUAGCCACAUAUGCAAAAUAUAAUAGGAAUUCAAUACAGACAUUAUUUGUAAGAUGGAAUUGAUUUUUUCGCUGUUAAAUUUUACUAAUGAACAAACUGAAAUUUUCACAGUGCACAUCUGUUUUCAUGUUAUUUACUUUUUUUAUAAAUAGCCCUUCUGACAUUCACCUCAAUUCAUUUCAAUAUCACCAGGAUGUAUUGAAAAAAUGUUCAUAUUUAAUGAAACUUGAGUUGUGAAAAUCCGUGACCACUACAGUUCAACACUGCUGGGUGUGAGACAGUAGAUACCAUAGGCAAUGGAUGAUGGUUACACAAUACCAUAGUUUGAUUAAACUUGAACAUAUACAUCGUUAGAUGCCGACCCAGUGGUCUAAUGAUUAAGCAUUCUCACACGAGACCGAAUGUUCUGGUUUAGAAUCCUGAUUGUUCAGUUGUGGAUGCACACUGCUGAGGAGUUCCGUACUUGAAUGAAACAGCUAUUCAGUGCUUCCUGGAUUUCAGUAGUUGUCUAACCGAGGUCGGUUCGUGAUUUAAACUUUGAGGAUACAAUAAUAUCUUGCAUUUUCCGGCUUGUUUGGGUUACUUGAUUAUCGAGUCAGCUAGUGACUAGAGAUUAAUAUCUGCUUUGCUGAUCUCGUUUUCUGGUUGGAAAGUAGGUUGUAAUAAGCUCGAGGGCAAAUAGGCUUGCAGGUCUCUGUCUCUGUGCAUUAGUGAUUACAAUACCAGGUCAUAUAGUGUAAAUGAUUACAAUGAAAGCCUGUAUAACUACUGCAAAAUGUGUAAUCCAUUGUUAAUUGAGUAGUUUUAUUUGUACAUAUUCUGUAUUAGCGGCACAACUUUCUUUGCUGUUAUUUACUUUAAGUUAUCUGGUAUUACAACGGUCUCCUAAUCAGUAACUUAUGGAUCACGAAAUUUUGAUGCUUAUUGAUUCAACAAACUCUCUCUAACCGCAGUAGUUAUUCAGAGGACUAGCACAGGAAAUAGAUAAACUUCUUAUUAUUGUAUUCACCCUUCUCCUCAUAACUCAAAGGUCUAUAUACAUGAAUUACAUGACCACAACGCAUCACAAAUACGAGAUCAUGUGUGCAUAACUAUAGGACAAGCGAUAUAAAGCUGAUUAUUGAAUUCACAACAAUUUUUGGGUCAAUCGGAUUCUUAAAAUUAGGGUUAUUACAUUAUAAAGGUAUAAUCAUUCUAUGUUGAAUAGCUAUAAAAGUCUCAUCUCUCCCAAUUAUUUGUCCCAAUCUAAUAGCUUAUAAGUCUGCAACGAUUGAAAUAAUUUAGAUAUGCCAAGUUCGUCAACUCCAUCGCCCACAAAACAUUGUAGUGGCUGAUUCUAUGUCAAGUCCACAUAGGCUAUUCUAGCUUCUGUACACAUCAAUUUAUGCAUUCAUUUCAAGCCACAUUUUGACCUCGUCAAUUAUUCGCUUAUCAAUCCUGACUGUUUUUAUAUGAUCGUACGUGUUUUAAUUACUUACCCUAUUCAUUAUGUGUCUGUAACCUAUUUUUUCUGAAUAUAAAUAUUGAAUGACGCUUAAUUAAAUUGGGUUAGCUCAUUCGCCUUCUCCACUGAGCGUCAUUUCGUCUUACUUUGCUUCGCUCUCUUCUCAUUGCUUCCUUCACUUCGUUUCUUUAUCCAUCUGUCUGGAUCAACGAGUGUACAAAAUAUGCGUACUCAAAUAUCAUUCUCGUAUUUGACUUAUUUAUAUUCCUUCAUUCUCUAAUGCGAUGAUUAUAUACGAGGAUUCGCGGCAUGUAUAUUUCGAUAACAAUCAACAAACUAUUUAAUUAGAGUUAGAAACAGGAGUCGCCCGUCGAUACUAUCACUGUUCGAUGUAAUUAGCUUCAAAAUGAAAGGCCAUACUAAAACAUAAUUGAUAAUGUUGAGUGCUUCGUGUUGUGUCUUUACUGUGGAUCGCUGAAUUUCCUUUUUCACCUGUGUUAAAAUAUGCGACAAUAUUAAUACUAAUAAUCAUUAAUCGGCUAAUCCAUUUUCUUUGUUUCUGUUAUCUUUAAAAAAAUUUAGUUGAUUGGCGUGUUAGACCAUUGGGAAUUUUCAUUAAACAUUGGGCUCAAUGUUUGGAUAUUCAUGAUGCUCAACGUGGUCGUCUAUCCACCUAUUGUUUACUUCUAAUGCUUAUUCAUUAUCUUCAAACCGCUUGCAUCCCACCAAUUCUACCUAAUUUGCAAGAAAAGUUUCCAAAUUUAUUUAAUUACACCAUGGAACCGUAUGAAUUAGAUAUGAAUAUUGAACUUCCAUGGAAUGAAUUACAAUCAAAUAAUUCUAAUAGUUUAGCUGAAUUAUUUACUGGAUUUAUUUAUUAUUAUACAAAUCAAUUUGAUUUUAAUAAAUGGGCUAUUACAAUUCGUCAUAAAACACCAUUAAUGAAACAUAUAGCUAUGAAACAUUUACCACCCUAUGAACAAGGUUAUAUUGUACGAAAUUGUAAAAUUUUCAUUGAAGGUAAAUGGUUCUUCUAUAUGAUCCAUACUAUGUGUAUUAUUCAUUUUGAUUGAAUUUAAUUCAUGUCAUGACUAAAUAAUAACAAAGGCAUAUUGGUAGAUGUAGACUACUUGGUUUGGGGUCCAUAUGACUAUCGUAACCAAUGGUUGGAGACUCUGAAUGACAUGGCUUAGGAUCGAUCACAAUGACGUAGGUAUAUACGCUCUUUAUCUUCUCUUAAAUCGUGAGAAUAAAGUUGCUUUAUACCUUUAUUUCUACGAACUAAUUCUUUCUUUCUGUACUAUAUCCUUAUAUACAAUUUUUCUUUUAUAAAUUACUACCAUUGAAGUAACUAUUUCUAUGAAGUUGGUAUUCAUCUUUUCGUGCUAAUGAGGUUUGGCAACUUGGACCGAUGUAUAUAUGUGCCUAGUCCUAUGUUGUAGCUGACCGACUGACUGAAACUUAACGAGUGUUUUUUAUUCAAGUUGCUUUUAGUUACAAAUUAUCAUAGCUUCGAGAUGACUAGAUAUGAGCUCUUUGAUUAGAUCGUCCGUUAAAAGAGCAGUUGUAUUAUUUAGUUCGAUUAUCGACUUAUUCGAGAGACUAAUGAUUUAUUUCAUCAAUAACACAGUGACCAUUAAACUACUUGAUUUUUUAACUAUAUUAAGUCUUACAUCCGAAAUGCUCGCUAUAUAAUUCAAUUUGAGUUUACCGGUUAUUGUCAUCAGCUAUCACAUGUAAACAGGCAGAUUCGAACUCGACCACAUUAAUAUAUACUUGAUAAAUGAGUAGUUACCCUAAAACUUUAAAAGCGUUAAUUGUCAAUACUGAUGAUUAUGAGGCAAACGAAAUCUUUUUUCCUUUUUAUAAAGACAGUAACCCACGUUACCAUAUCAUCCAACUGUUAGUGUCAUGUUGACUUGAAUAAGUGUUGUACCGUAUGCAUUGUAGACAAUCAACUGGAUGAAUAAUAAUUGAUGAAGUAGUUUGUGCGAAAUUCCCGUAUGAUAAUUGGACUGCUUAUGAGUGGUUAGUAUUCUUUUUUCCUUGUAUCUGUUGGUUAACUUAACAAUUGGUGAACCAAUUAUCCCCUUAUUUCAUUGAAAUUAUGAACUGAUCAAUGUUAGACCACAAUCGAAAACUCGGAAGCACUGGACGGCCGUUUCGUCCUACUGUGGGACUCCUCAGCAGUGCGCAUCCACAAUCCUCCCUCAUGAUCUAAACUCUCAAACUUACUAUAAUAUCCACAAAACCCCUCUCUGAUUAUAAUCAUCAUAUGCUUCAAGAGGUAUUUCCUGGAGUUCUAGUGAAAAUCCAUGAGCAGUGGGAUUUAACCAGGUCUGUUGUGAGAUAGCAACUCACUGAAGACAAUGGUAGACUGUCGCCUAAACUCGUGAAUUAAUUGAAGUUAGACAUUAACACCGUCGGAUGCCAGCCAGCUCAGUGGUCUAUAGGGUAAGCGAUCGCGCGCAAGACUGGUAGGACCUGGAUUCGAAUCUCGCGAGGCAGGAUCGUGGUUGCACACUACUGAAGAGUCCCACACUAGGGCGAAACAGCCGUCCAGUACUUCCAGGUUUUCCAUAAUGAUCUAGCUUCAAUUGACUCAUGAUCACAACUAUUAAAAGUAAUUCAUGUUUUUUUUAGUAAGUAAAUUUCUAGAUAUUAUUACUACCGUUUUUUUUCUUUCACCCCUCCCCCCCUCCAAAAAAAACAAAAUAAUCACUAACCUAGAACCAUUCUCUCAAACAAAUGCUGCACGAUCAGUACAUUCUGAUAAUAUUGUAUCAUAUAUUAAACAAGCAUUUAUUAAAACAAAUGAAAUUCUCUCUGAUCAAUAUCCUUUAGAAUCAAUUAUGAAUAUAAGAAACAAUUGAUUUAUAUUGAUUAUUGUAAUAAAGAAAAAUAUCGAUUAGAUAAUAAUAAUAUGUGAAUAUUUAUACUCAAUGGAGAAUGUUGUUGGGUGACGGUCUAUACUCUUCCACGAGGGGUAAUCGUUGUAUGUAUGGAACUAAUUCAAAUAUGAAUUGAUUUGUAAAAGUGCUUAAAUCUUCCCGUUGUUCAUGUUAAGGACUGCUAUUGAUUAAUCUCAUUUGAUGAUAUAAUUUAUAUAUUGUGCAAUUUACUUUGAUAUUGUCAUUAAGUGACAAGUAUGCUAGGAAAAGUUGAAUAGUGGUUGACAAUUGAUGAAUCCUGAAUAGGACGAAAUGCACAUCUUAUAUUUCACUGUUGAAGCUUUUAUUCAAUUGCCUAAUAAUGUUCCUAUAUCGUUAACACAUAUAUAUUUCUUUGCUUGUAUGAACAUGCAUGAUUGAGCACAUUUGACAGCCUACAUAUAUAUUUCUCUUUAUUGUUUAAAUAUCAGUUGAUGCUGUACUGAAAUAAACUGUUACAACAAUUUUGUUUUACCUUCUGGACAUUGUACAUCAUUGGAAAUUAUAGUAUUAAUGGUUAUCAAGGAUAUCAAUGUGCGAAGCAUAGGGAUAACUUUGGGGAUAGUCCGUAACACACUCUUUUAUUUAUUUGAACACAUAAUUAUUGAUACGAAGGGGCACCAAAUACAUAUGCACUACACAAGUCACUUGAUUUGUGUGUGGGCUGUGAUACUGACAGGGUGCCCUAACCGAUGCAGAUGGUUUUCUUCGGGAGUCACACUUAGAGCCUUUGACCCAAAGGUCUAAUCCACAAGGCAGUGGAGCAACGUCAGGAGAUGCAGUCUCAUGUUAGUUGGUACCCAACAAUUGGUUUGUAUGCCAUGUGUUCCUUCAGGAUACUGUAGCCCAUGUGCACCAUUCAUUUGGGAUGAGGGUUUUCCAACUUCUCUAUGUGGACUCUCCGUGUCCACCAAUCUAGUUAAAGCACCGGACAUACUCACUUCGUCCUCUUAAUUUCUUAAACAACACACGUGGUUCGAGAAGGCAGUGAGUAGGACUUCUCUGACAGUGGCUGUAUACGCAUGACCAUGUGAAAGCAUUUGGAGAGGGAGAGUUGACUGUCCCUACCCCUCGACUAUCAUCUUGUACACCAUAGAGACUAAACGUUUAGAACAAUAUCAUUAAGAGAGAAUGAAAAACUUUCAGUGUUAUAAUUCAAAACAUCAGCAUUCAUAUUCACUUAAUGUCUAUCUAAUGAUACUCAAUUUGUGUGGUGUUUUUUAUUCUUCUAAUGACAAGCUUUAUGUCAUAUCAGGACGAAGAUUUAGGGAACGGUAAUCUACAGAACUACGUUAUGGAUGAUUAUUGUUACGUAUAUUUUUAUUGUAUAAUUAUUAAGUAACUAGAUUACCUUGUCUAUAUAUUCCACUUAUCAUCUUAAGCUUUCGGUUGACCGUUAAACUGUUUCUAUUUUGUUGCCAGUCUAUAAUUUACAGUUUCUCCUACUCCCAACCAUUUUUGGCUUGUUCUUGUAUAAUUGUUAUUUUCUAUUUUAUGAUGUAAUUUAGUCGGUUAUGUCUGAAUAUAAACUACGUCUGUUUGAAAUAAAAUAUGGUAUAGGCUGGCAGGGCAGAGAAAGAUGUUAGAGAAUUGUGGACCAAUAGGAACCUAGGUGUCGACUCAAAGUUAAUAGUGCUGGUCAGAUAUGGAAUUGGUCGACUAACUCAUAGUCACUCAGUCAUAGAGUAAAUAAUUGAUGCUAAAUAGACCAAAUUGGAGUCGGGAUUCUGAUUAGUUACUUUCUACGUGAUGUUGGUCAGCGGUCAUAAAAUAUGAAACUUCCGUUUGACUCAGCUGUUGUGGUAUUGUUUCCUUUUCUGAACUUGUUGCGAAAUGAUUAUAUGCCUAUUACACAGAUUAUUUACCCUAAAUGCAUAUAUUGUAAUCUUUUAAAUAUUUGUUAUGCCCCAGUAAUUCAUGUAUUUAAUCAUGGGAAGUUUUAUAGUCGUAUAUACAGAGGCCAAAUUGACUAUCUUUUUCUUCGUUUUUUUUAAUGGGGUUCCGAUCAAAGAACUUUCACGUAGUUAGUGAGCGUUCGCAUAUCGGUCCAUUUAUUCGGGGUUUUACCAUAGCACCGAACAAGGUCAAACCAACCGUACCAAAGACAAGGUAAUAUCAUAAAGAAUCACUGAGAAUUUCUCAUAAAGGUUUGUGGAGAUAGUUGAGUUUCAUUGAAAUCAUUAACCGAUAUAAUUUAGACCACCAUUAAAAACUUAGGAGCACUGGAAACCUGUUCCGUCCUAGUAUGUGACUCUUUAGCAGUGCUCAUUCAAGACCCCUCACGCGGGAAUUGAACCCAGGGACUUUGAUCUCAUACGCGAACGCCUAACCUCUAGAUCACUGAGUUGGUAUCCAACGGUUUUAAUGUCUAACUUCUAUCAAUCUAGUAGUAGUCUAACUUAGAUCAGUUCAUGGUUUCAUUGAAAAUCAUAAAGAAUUUUAAAAUCUUAAUUAAUUAAUACUACAGUCAAAAAAGCAUAAUAAAACAUUAAUUGAA